ACAUUGACGAGAUAAAACACGGGCUAUCCUUGUUAUGCAUUAUAAACCCAUUCAUAUAACAUAAAAAUUAAUCGUAUUUGGGCAUUUCAGUAUCAUUUUUGCUAACUAUUUGAUCUGAAAUGUUACAGUAUCAAGCUCAGCUCUUAAUGAUGCUUUGUGUGGAGGUCAGAAAUUACUUAUAAAAUCAGCUGUCUAUAUCCCUGUGACUGCCCUUUAAGAUGCAAGAGGAUGAAUCUCAUAGUGACCCUCGCCAAGGUCUUCCAGACACAAAUGAGGAUCUAUCUCAGAAUGACCCUUGCCAAGGUCUACCAGACACAAACGCUACAUGUAUACCUCACAGUGCCUCGAGCGCUUCCUCCUACUUUGAUGACAAGGUUCAAAUUCCACAAACAGGAGAGGCGAGGUUCAGCCUACGCAAGUUAUGGGCCUUCACUGGACCAGGCUUUCUGAUGAGUAUAGCCUAUCUGGACCCUGGGAACAUUGAGUCUGACCUGAGAUCAGGGUCACUGGCACAGUUCAAGUUGCUAUGGUUACUGCUGUUGGCGACCUUUCUUGGCCUACUCAUGCAGCGUCUGUCUGCACGUCUGGGGGUGGUGACAGGCCUAUCCCUAGCGGAGGUUUGCUGUCGUCUCUACCGGAAGAUACCUAGAAUCCUCCUGUGGAUUAUGGUGGAGAUUGCAAUCAUUGGGUCUGACAUGCAAGAAGUCAUUGGAACUGCUAUUGCUUUCUACUUGCUGUCAAAUGGCAAGAUUCCCCUGUGGGGAGGUGUGCUCAUCACUAUAGCCGACACCUUCACCUUCCUGCUGCUGGACAAGUAUGGGCUGAGGAAGCUGGAAGCCUUCUUUGGCUUCCUUAUACUCAUUAUGGCCUUCACCUUUGGAUACGAGUAUGUAGUUGUGGCCCCUAACCAGGGUGAACUGUUAAAGGGCAUGUUUGUCCCUUACUGUGCCCACUGUGGGUCCAGUCAGCUGCUGCAGGCAGUGGGGGUUAUAGGGGCCAUCAUCAUGCCACACAACAUGUACCUGCACUCAGCGCUUGUGAAGACCCGUAAAGUCAACAGGAGUGACCAGCGAGAAGUGAGAGAAGCCAACUUCUAUUUCUUCAUUGAGGCUACCAUUGCUCUUUUUGUUUCCUUCCUAAUCAACGUGUUUGUAGUGUCUGUGUUCGCAGAAGGCUUAUAUGGCAAAACAUCAGCUCAAAUACAUGAAAGCUGUGUGGCAAGUGGCAAUCCUCAUGCUGAUGUAUUCAAUGUAACUAACAAUGAGGUGGAGGUGGACAUAUUUCGAGGGGGUGUCUUUCUUGGUUGUGAAUUCGGGCUGGCCGCAAUGUACAUUUGGGCAGUUGGGAUUUUUGCUGCAGGCCAGAGUUCCACCAUGACUGGAACAUACACUGGUCAGUUCGUGAUGGAGGGAUUUUUGGACCUGAAAUGGAAGCGCUGGCAGAGGGUUCUGAUGACACGCUCCAUUGCAAUCCUACCCACAAUCCUCCUGGCCGCAUUUAAAGGGGUCCUAGACCUCACAUACAUGAAUGAUCUACUCAACGUUGUGAUGAGUCUGCAGCUGCCCUUUGCCCUGCUCCCUGUCCUCACGUUCACCAGCUCACCAUCUGUCAUGGGAGUGUUUGUCAAUGGAAUUGUAAUGAAGGUGAUAGCGAGCCUCCUGACGGUGGUGGUGAUAGGCAUCAACAUGUUCUUCGUGGCUGUGUUUAUGCAGCAGCUGCCCAACCACUGGGCCGUGUAUCUGGGGGUUGCUCUGGGCGUCGCCCUGUAUCUCACAUUUGUAAUAUACUUGGCAUGGAUUUGUUUAGUGGCCAUGGGUUGCCAAUUCUUACAGAAGUUACCUUGUACCAGAUGUAUGACUACUGCAGUGCCGUACAGUUUCCAGUGCAGCGAAGAUAACCUCUCAAAUGAAAACAUCACUGAUCUCCCCUUGGAACAAAAUGACAACUAUGGUGCCAUCAUGGAAUAAAUUAUUUAACAUUAGACUAAGGUGGCAUCAGGUAAUAAUGUUAUGUAUGACUAUGAUGUCAUCAUGUUAUCAUAAGAGAAUGGUGGCAUUGUAAAACAAUGCAACGUCAAACUAUGGUGUCAUCAUGUAAUAAAUAAAUUUUACAUUAGAUUAUGCUGGAAUCAGAAAAUAAUAUUAUUUCAUGGUGACAUAGUGAAAAAUGAAAAAUGUACCCUCAGACUAUGGUUCUAUCAUGAAAUAAUGUAAGAUCACCCUAUGGUGCCAUCCUUAAAUAAUUUAACGGCAAGACUUUGGUGCAAUAUUUAAUGAUGUAACAUAAAACUAAGGUGCCAUUUUUAAAUACUGUAUAAUCAAACUAUGAUUACAAAAUACAAUUUAUGUAGCAUAAAACUAUGGUGCCAUGGUGUAAUAAUGCUACAACAAAAAAUGACGGCCAUCGUGAAAUAAUGUUACAUCAAACUAUGGUGCAUUUGCAGACCAAAUCGACUAUUCACUUUUCUUACCUCUAAAUUACUGUCUGGUGACCACAUAACACAGUUGGAAAUAACUUUUGGCAUUCGAGGCAUACAACAAGUGACCCCAUAACUCAGGUGACUGCUAAGUCAGGUUGGAUUUUUAAGUCAAAAUGUUCUUUGUAAUUUGUAAGUGUAUGCUGAUGUCUUAAAUGUCAUCGUGGAUCAAGUUGUACUGACAGCAAACUACAAAGAGCUUGAAAUCAUAUUCUGAUUGUUCAUGUUAUAGUAGCAUACAUACACCUACAUGUAGCCUGUAUGAGCUAAACAAUUAAUUAUAUUGAAGAGUUCAUUGUUUAUUGUAUGCUGGAUUUUACUUAACAUAAUAUUUUAAUAUUCAUAUGCUGUUAAUUGUUUUGUUCGCUUAUUGAAUCACUUUGUGAUAUUAUGCAUUCAGUUAACACGGACAUGUAGUAAGACAUGUUUGAGUCGCAACAUUUUUAAAAAACAGCAGUUGAUCUUAAUGAUGAUUUCAUCAUAACUGCAUGUCAAUACAAACAUCUCAUAAUUUUGGUUUUAUUGAUUUUAAUUAAUUCAUACAUUUUUAACGAUUUUAUUUUUUACAGUUGUCUUUCAUGUCUUUUGCUUAUGUACAUUCAGGUGCUGGCAAUUCUAUGCAAUUUAUGUAAUGUAUAUGCUUUUUUCAUUGCAUGUAUUAAAUUGUUUAUACUUUAUGUAUGACUUUACAUGUUUUUUUUUCAGUAAUGCCUUUGUUUGUUUUGGCAUGAGGUCUUUCAGUUCAAAUGUACUUGUUUUCAGUAUGUUUUGAAAAUCUGAAAUUAAUUGUGAUCAAAAUGUUACACUUAUUUAACUGACAUUGACUUAUAAAUUGGUUUAUACUCAGCGUUGCAGCCUUGUUUUAAACCAUCUUGUUUAUUAGUUUUGGGUAUAGAGUAACAGCAGGCAGUGUCAAAAAGGUUGUUUCAUGUGAGUAACUUAAGUUUGUAUUGACAAUAUUUGCUUAAAUUUUUAAAAAAGCAAACUUUGACGGAGAUCUAACAUUGGAUGAUAUUUUGGGCGUAUCAAAGCAAGGUCAUUGUAACUAAAAAUAUGAAAACAAUUUCAUCGAGAUAACUUGUUCGAUAGAGAUUUGAUCAAGGUCACUGUUUCUUAAUAAAAAAACGAAAGUUUUUCGCUUAAUAACUCUAGUUUGGAUAGCGGUACAGAGGUAUAGAAAUUGUGUGUGUAGCCUACAUGCAGACCUAGCUUUGGAUUGCAUAAUCACUUUCAAUGAAUUAACCCUUUGCAUGCUGGGAAAUUUGUCGUCUGAAAAAAUGUCGUCUGCUGAAUUUCUAAAAUUUAGCAUUUUCGUUGAUUUUUUCAAAGAAUGCUAUCAGAAUAGCAAACAGUUUUGAUCCUCAUCUGGAUCCAAACUGUUUGCAAAGGCCUUCAAAAUUCGGUUCCAGCACUGGAAGAAUUAAGAACUUUAAGGGGCCUUUUCACAGAUUUUGGCAUGUAUUGAAGUUUGUCAUUAAAUGCUUUAUAUUGAUAAAUGCAAACAUUGGAUCUAAAAAGCUUCAGUAAACAACAAGAAUAAAAUUAAAGAAAGAAAAGAGAAGUAACCCUCAACUGGGCUCGAACCAUUGACCCCUGGAGUAAAAGUCUAUCGCUUAGACCACUCGGCCAUCCGUUCUCAUACAAUGAGUAAUGUAUUUUAUACUUUAUAUAAGCAAUCCACAUAGUAUCCCAAACUCUUACGACAACAGAACUAUUCAAAUUAUUAAAUCAUUUUGCGUUGCAACGCUUCAUAAUUUUCAGGUUAUUAAAUCGUCAAAAGAUGCAUAUAAUGGAUAUUUUAGAGCAUGGUUAAGGUUCAGUAUUACUGUUUCCUCACAAAUAUAACUACAUUGUACUAUGAAAAUGUGCGAUUUUGAAACAUUUUUUAAAAUGUUGUCUAUAUACCAAAACGUGAAAAGGUCCCUUUAAAACAUUGAAAAUCUAGUUUUGUGGCGUUGCAAUUAUGUUCCUUGUUAAUAAUUUGCUUGAAUGUAACAUUCCGUUUGUUGCCUUGUACAUGUGUAUUUUAGCCAAUCCUUUGUUACAUUCCGAAAAUAUGUUUUCAUAUUAAAAUCAACAAACUUGGAAUGCUCUGAAGGACUUAAGCUACAAUGUCUCUGUUGAUCAUAAGGGGAUAUAAAUUGAUGGGUGCUGUAUUGUUAGCUAGGAAACACAUCUUUAACAUAACAAGUUUAAACUUAGUUUUUGACAUUUAACUCACCACAACAGUCCGAGAUAAAUAAUAUAAAAUACUUUGAAUAGAACAUUUUUAUUUAAGUAUAUUUAUAAUUUUUUGAUUAAUGAUUUUGAAGUAAUUUCACUGGAUAAAUUGAUAGUAACUCAGUUACUGAUGUGCAUAGCUUUUAAUCGGUUAUUCUGUCCAUCAAAGUCAGCACAAAUGUCAGUAUAAUGAACAAUUGUUCACAGAACUGGCAUCAUAUUUAGUUUUGGUCCUCUAGUUGUUAUGUGCAGAGGGCUUCAAAUUAAAAUAAAGUGCAAUAUACUCAAGCCAUUAUUGUUGCUUAUACAUAUAAUCAUAAAUUUCCCUCGUAAUAUAUACAUAGGUUUCAUAACUUUCACUUUUCUUACAACCACCUUCAGUUGUUUUCAUUAUUGUGUGCUACUGUUUAAUAUGGUAUAUUUGAAAUAUUUAUACUAAAUGUUUGCUUAUGCAUAUGAUACAUGUAUGUUUGAAGCAGAUAUAACUUUUUUUGUUUUAUAAAUUACUCAGAAUCUCAUUCUCAUUUCUCAGUUAUAAUAAUCUGGCAUAUCUUGUUUAAGUUCUCUAGUUGUAAGGUGCAGAUGCCUUCUAAAAAUCAAGUCAAUACUUUGUUGGUUAUACAUGUUUUAUCCUGUUUUAUCUCACUAUGGUAACAAACUUCUUAACUGUCACCUUUCUUAAAUUCUUAUUCCGUUAUUUUCAGUAUUGUGUGCUACUAUUUAACAUGAAAUGAUAUAUUUAAAAUAUAUUUAUACGACAAUUUGUAUUGGAGUCCAUUUUUUAUGUUUGAAGUGGAUGUAUAUUUUUAUAUCACGUUUCGUUUGUUGGCUUUUAUAAAUUUUUCAGAAUAUCAUUUUAUCAGGUUAAAGGUUUUGAAAUAAAUUUGUGAAAACAA
Messenger RNA from Dreissena polymorpha, 5592 nucleotides. RefSeq names its product natural resistance-associated macrophage protein 2-like. The transcript has 15 exons. The record is from RefSeq and is a predicted model, not a curated record. Gene Ontology annotation, molecular function: cadmium ion transmembrane transporter activity; manganese ion transmembrane transporter activity; iron ion transmembrane transporter activity. The coding region runs from base 219 to 1967 and encodes 582 amino acids. Gene Ontology annotation, cellular component: plasma membrane. Lineage: Eukaryota; Metazoa; Mollusca; Bivalvia; Myida; Dreissenidae. Gene Ontology annotation, biological process: metal ion transport.